CGUCAAAAAGAAGUGGAUAGAAGAUGGCAGCCAUUAUUGGGAAGAAGAAUCACUAUCUUUGAUGGCGACAGCGACCAAAAACAUAAGUGGUGGGGCUUAAACAAUUCCAAAUUCUGAUAAUGUGCGACUCCAACUUUUAACGCGGUGGGAUUCUCUUGCCAUAUUCUAGGAUUGUCAAGCAUGGAUUCAGUUGACAGAUCAAGUGAACCCAAAUACGAGUGCCUCCUUUUCGAUAUGGAUGAUACCCUGUAUUCCCUAAGUUCUGGUUUGAACUUGGCCUGCCGCAAGAACAUUGAAGAGUACAUGCUGCAAAACCUUGGCAUUAACGAAAAUGAGGUCCCAAAAAUGUGCCUUGAUCUGUAUAAGGAGUAUGGAACAACAAUGGCUGGUCUCAAGGCCCUGGGGUAUGAAUUUGACAAUGAUGAAUUUCAUCAAUACAUUCAUGGAAGGUUGCCGUACGAAAAAUUGAAGCCUGAUCCUUUUCUUCGCAGCCUGUUACUCUCCAUGCCUCAAAGGAAAAUCAUAUUCACAAAUGCGGACAAGGCUCAUGUUGCCAAUGUUCUGGCUAGACUAGGCCUGGAGGACUGUUUUGAAGGAGUCAUAUGCUUUGAGACGCUUAACCCACCUGUGGAAUUCACUGAAGAAAAUUCAUAUGGUUUUGAAUUUUUAACCAGUGAUAUUCAAGUUGAACCCAAGAGGCUAAGCUCUUUAGUGGAUGAAAAUUUUGAUAUUUGCGAAUCAAGCAAAAUCAGCCUUCCCAAAUUGCCAAUUCUCUGUAAACCAUCUGUAGAAGCGUUUGAAGCUGCCAUACAGAUUGCAAAUGUCAAUCCCAAAAAAACAAUUUUCUUUGACGACAGUGCUCGAAACAUAGCUGCUGCAAAGACUGCAGGCCUUCAUACUGUGCUGGUUGGUGGCUUGGUAGUAGUACAAGGAGCAGAUGUGGCACUGACAAGCAUCCACAACAUGAGAGAAGCACUUCCUGAGAUUUGGCUCUCAGAGGAAGAGAAAGAAGAAGAACAGGCCGAGCUCCUUUACCCUGCAACUCCCAUCGAAACCUUCGUCCUUGCUUAGCUAGGCAAUUGCCACCGUAUAUACAUGACAAGAUCUGAUGGAUAGGAUCCAGCAUACAUACAUACAUAACAAGAUCUGGAUAGGAUCCAGCAUUAGGAUUACAAGAUUGAAUGGAAAGAGUCCAUACUGGUGUUUUCUGGUUUAUAUGUAGUUAAGAUAUAGCCAUUAGUAGAGUAGCAAUUGAUGUGCUCCCCCCUUGUACAAUGAGGGGCAUAUAGUUGUGAAAUUGUGAUGAAGCAUCGGAUAGAAAGAAAAGAAUCAUUUCAAAAC
This is a messenger RNA of Amborella trichopoda, 1341 nucleotides long. RefSeq names its product Haloacid dehalogenase-like hydrolase (HAD) superfamily protein. The record is from RefSeq and is a predicted model, not a curated record. NCBI's taxonomy places the organism in Eukaryota, Viridiplantae, Streptophyta, Magnoliopsida, Amborellales, Amborellaceae.